Molecule: messenger RNA, 1896 nt
Organism: Chenopodium quinoa (quinoa)
Lineage: Eukaryota; Viridiplantae; Streptophyta; Magnoliopsida; Caryophyllales; Amaranthaceae
Product: calcium-dependent protein kinase 2-like
Exons: 7
Coding region: 379-1896 (505 amino acids)
Biological process (GO): peptidyl-serine phosphorylation; protein autophosphorylation; intracellular signal transduction
Cellular component (GO): cytoplasm; nucleus
Molecular function (GO): calmodulin binding; calcium/calmodulin-dependent protein kinase activity; calcium-dependent protein serine/threonine kinase activity
Source: RefSeq, a predicted model, not a curated record
GAUGGGGAGAGUAAUGUUUAAAAUUUUAUGUGGCUACUAGCUACCACUAUGGGCCUAGGGCUCUAUGUCGAACUCUCAUUUGGUUUUGAGUUUAAGUCAUAACGAUUUAAAUUGAUUUUAUCCUCUAAUCAUUUCAACUUUAUAUCAUUUCGAGUUAUUUUUUUUUUUUUUGACAAGGAGUUCAACUUCAAAUUUGUAUGUUAUUACUAGAGUAAAGUCGAUUGGAUAUUAGAAGUUCAUGUCAAUUUUGUAAUUUCCUUAAACACGUUUUUGAAUACUCUUACCAAAAAUUGCGGUUUUAAAAAUCUUAAAUUUCUUUUUAUGUGAGAGGACAAGAACAGCAGUGACGACUGUAAUUCAGCUGAAUCUUGAAUAAUAAUGGGUUGUUGUGCAAGUAGAAGCAAGGUUUCAGAAACCAAAAUGAAUGUUGUUAGAUCAGAGAAAAGAACCAGCAACAGUUCAAGCAACCCAGAAAAUUCUCAGCAACACGUUAGAAAUUAUCAGCAACAACCCCAGCAACAUCAGCAACAGAGGCAGCAGAUUGUUGUUCAACAACAAAAACCCAAUUCCCAAAUCAUUCAACAAGAACAAAGGUAUAUUAAUAAUAAUACCACUGCUAAUAAUAGUAAUCAUCAACCCCAAAAACCUAGGAUUGCAAUUGCUGGCCCACCUUCAGAUACUAUUUUGGGAAAGCCUUUUGAAGAUAUUAGGUCACACUAUAAACUUGGGAAAGAAUUGGGUAGAGGUCAAUUUGGGAUUACUUAUUUGUGUACUGAGAAUUCAACUGGACAAACUUAUGCUUGUAAAUCAAUUUUGAAGAGGAAAUUAGUUACUAAGGCUGAUAAAGAGGAUAUUAAGAGGGAAAUUCAGAUAUUGCAGCAUUUAUCAGGGCAGCCUAAUAUUGUGGAAUUUAAAGGGGUUUAUGAAGAUAGACAAUCUGUACAUGUGGUGAUGGAGCUUUGUGCUGGAGGGGAGUUGUUUGAUAGGAUUAUUGCUCAGGGGCAUUACUCCGAACGAGCCGCUGCCGCGGUUUGUAGGCAGAUUGUUAAGGUUGUUCAGAUUUGUAACUUCAUGGGGGUGUUGCACCGUGAUCUUAAGCCGGAGAAUUUCUUGCUGUCUAGUAAGGAUGAAGGAGCUAUGCUCAAGGCUACUGAUUUCGGGUUGUCGGUAUUUAUAGAAGAAGGCAAGGUGUAUCGUGAUGUGGUUGGCAGUGCUUACUAUGUUGCUCCUGAAGUACUUCGGAGAAGGUAUGGGAAGGAAAUAGAUAUUUGGAGUGCAGGAAUUAUGCUGUAUAUUCUACUCAGUGGUGUCCCACCUUUUUGGGCUGAAAAUGAGAGAGGCAUAUUUGAUGCCAUACUGAAAGGAGAAAUUGACUUUGAAAGCGACCCAUGGCCAUCUAUAUCCAAAAGUGCAAAGGACCUGGUCAGAAAGAUGUUGAAUCCAGAUCCAAAGAAGCGAAUCACUUCUGCAGAAGUGCUUGAGCAUCCUUGGAUGAGAGAAGGCGGAGAUGCAUCAGACAAGCCAAUAGAUAGUGCAGUGCUCUCUAGAAUGAAACAGUUUAGGGCAAUGAAUAAGCUAAAGAAGCUAGCUUUAAAGGUUAUCGCAGAAAAUAUGUCCGAAGAGGAUAUUAAAGGUUUUAAAGCUAUGUUUGAUAACAUGGACACAGACAACAGCGGUUCAAUAACCUAUGAUGAACUUAAAAAAGGAUUAGCUGAACUUGGGUCAAAGCUUACUGAAACUGAAGUGAAGCAACUUAUGGAAGCUGCUGAUGUUGAUGGAAAUGGGACAAUUGACUAUACGGAAUUUAUCACUGCAACAAUGAAUAGACACAGACUGGAAACAGAUGAAAAUUUAUUAAAAGCAUUUCGAUACUUUGAUAAGGAUAAUAGUGGGUGA